Messenger RNA from Cucurbita maxima (winter squash), 2104 nucleotides. RefSeq lists its product as uncharacterized. The record is from RefSeq and is a predicted model, not a curated record. The transcript is spliced from 7 exons. Bases 183 to 1619 code for a protein of 478 amino acids. Lineage: Eukaryota; Viridiplantae; Streptophyta; Magnoliopsida; Cucurbitales; Cucurbitaceae. Gene Ontology annotation, biological process: phospholipid metabolic process.
GAAAGUGAAGGCAACCGAUGACUCGGAUCGGAAAACAGGUGUAUCGCUACACACACGCAAGAAAAACCCCUCCUCGCUUCGCCGCCUUCUUCCUUCUCCGAUCAAACCCUCAGAUUCUCUUAUCAAAUCCCUAAUUUCCGCUUUGAUCCAUUGCGGUUCUGCUUUUGAAUCCUCUCUGUGAAAUGGCUGUGAAUUUCCUUGACCGGACUGAUCUCUGGAAGAACAAGGCUCGCUCCCUGCAGCUCCGCCUCAGGGAUCGCUUCCGUGUUGUUGUCGACAACCAUCGCUUGAAACCGGCCAUAUUCUCCGAUGGCUACUUCUCCUUCACCCUCCGUCUUUGGCUUCAGAGGUUUCGUGAUUUUCGCCAUGAUUUGCCCUCUUCCACUGCUUUUUAUCGCAAGCGAGUUAGCAAGGAUUUCAAUGAUGGAGAAGAAUCAGUCAUUCUUCGGAUGCUUCAGGCCGUAGCUGUUCCUGUUCUUGGCAAUGUUUGCCAUGUGUUUAUGCAUGGUUUGAAUCGCGUGCAGGUAUACGGUCUGGAGAAACUACACAAGGCUGUGCUGCACAGACCCAAGGACCAACCUCUUGUUACAGUUAGCAAUCAUGUGGCCUCUGUAGAUGACCCGUUCGUAAUUGCAGCACUGCUUCCUCCUCGUGUACUUUUCGAUGCACAAAACUUGAGAUGGACUCUAUGUGCAACGGAUCGAUGUUUUAGCAAUCCUGUCACUUCUGCAUUUUUUAGUACUGUGAAAGUCUUGCCAGUUGCCCGUGGUGAUGGUAUUUAUCAAAAGGGUAUGGACUUGGCUAUUUCAAAAUUAAAUCUUGGAGGGUGGGUUCACAUAUUUCCAGAGGGGAGUCGUUCUCGAGAUGGUGGAAAAACAAUGGGUUCUUCAAAAAGAGGCAUUGGAAGGCUGAUUUUAGAUGCAGAUACUAUUCCUACGGUUAUUCCAUUUGUUCACACGGGUAUGCAAGAAAUCAUGCCUAUUGGAGCUAAAAUUCCAAAGAUUGGAAAGACGGUGACAAUUAUUAUUGGGGACCCCAUUGAAUUUGAGGAUCUACUCAACUCUGAAAGUGCGCAAAAGGUCUCUAGGGGAAAGUUAUAUGAUGCAGUUGCUUUGAGAGUUGGAAAUCGGUUGCACGAAAUAAAACUUCAAGUUGAAAAACUAGCUUACGAUCGUGCAUUAGAUAUGCAAAAUAAUUCAAUGAGUAGCACAGAACGAGCAGCCGUGAUGUUGCAGCAAAUUGAUUGGGAGUCAUUUGGCAUUGGUAGCUCUACUUCUAUUGACUACAGUUCUCACACAAAGCACGAAACUCAAACGCAGCCUGAUUUGGAUGUUUCCUCAGCAGAACGACCUGUUUCUGAUUGGUAUUUCAGAAUGCGUCUAUCUCGAGAAGAUGGACUUAUAUCAAGAAUGCGUGGUUAUAUCGAUCCGACCGAGUUCAUGAGUUUUGCAGCAAGAGGCUUGUUUAAGAAUUGUAGAACAGGAGGCAGCUCUGAAUUUGGCGAGACAAUUAGGCCAUUAAAGGCAUGGAAACGAUUUGUAGAAGCCAAUUUGCAACGUGGCAAUGGUACUCUCACUAACAUCACAAGUUACAAUAAUCUGGCUGUUUUAAUGAGAUGACCUAAUGAUCGACCAUUCAGCUGGUCCCUCCUGUAAAAAAAUGAUAAAAAUUUGGCAUCAAGAUCGUAGAGUUUCUCAAACUAUGACGUGUUGCUUCCAAGUUCUUCUGAGUAACUACACUUGUACCCAGGACAAAAUGCAAUCAGCAGCAGAUUUGGUCAUGUUAUUUUGGUUUCUGGUUUUCUAGUUUUGCAUCAAGUUGGCAUUCAGAACUAAUGUAGCUGGAGGCUGAAAAGUAAAGAAAAAGAAUGGUUUCUAUGUCCACUCAAUCUGAAUGAAUAAGGUAGAGAAAUUAAGCCACUUGUUCUGAUGGAAUCUGUACAUCAAGGUAUGAUCAAGCUUUCCAUGUUUUUCUCUGCUUUAUAGGCUAUCCAGAAUGAUAAUAAGAAUAGUAGUAGAUUUGAUUCCCCCUGCCAUGCUUUGUUUGCAUUCAGAUUUUCUUUCUUAUUUGAGGCCAAUCUUUCAGACUGAAGAUUUGAUGUAAA